Molecule: messenger RNA, 2357 nt
Organism: Bombina bombina (fire-bellied toad)
Lineage: Eukaryota; Metazoa; Chordata; Amphibia; Anura; Bombinatoridae
Gene: MYCN
Product: MYCN proto-oncogene, bHLH transcription factor
Exons: 3
Coding region: 131-1420 (429 amino acids)
Biological process (GO): regulation of transcription by RNA polymerase II
Molecular function (GO): DNA-binding transcription factor activity, RNA polymerase II-specific; RNA polymerase II cis-regulatory region sequence-specific DNA binding; protein dimerization activity
Source: RefSeq, a predicted model, not a curated record
UGACAUUCUGCUGUGUGCAAGUGCAGGAGGCUGAGGGCUGCAGAGUUAAGAAAGAGACACUUGCAGCAUCAUUGGAUCACAGCCCUCCCUGUAUCACAGCAUCAGUCUGCCAGUCUGUAUACAAAGGAAGAUGCCAGGGGUGGUGAGCAGGAAUCCGGAUCUAGAGUUUGACUCGCUGCAGCCUUGUUUCUACCCAGAUGAGGAUGAUUUUUAUUUGGGUGGUCCAGACUCUGCUCCCCCAGGGGAGGACAUCUGGAAGAAGUUUGAGCUGCUGCCCACUCCUCCAUUGUCCCCCAGCCGUGCCGGGCUGCACAGUGACCCUCUGUCCCCAGGAUUACCCGGAGAGGAUGCCUUGGACUGGGCAUCUGAGCUGCUGCUGAUACCCCCUGAGGCUGAUUUGCUGGGGGGCUCUGGCUGGGGCUUUCUACAGGGUACAGAGCUGGGGCUGUCCCCAGGAAACCUUAAGUCCAUCAUUAUCCAAGACUGCAUGUGGAGUGGCUUCUCUGCCAGGGAGAAACUGGAGAGGGCAGUCAGUGAGAAGCUGGGCAAGGCAACUGGGUCACAGGAGAGUGCAGUGCUGCCCAGCCCGCCUGCAGGCACUGUGCCCCGGACAGUGGAGGACAAUCCUGCAUCACACUGUGUGGACCCUGCAGUGGUCUUUCCCUUCCCUGUAAAUAAGGGAGAGAGUUGCAAGGGGAGCUCUGGGAGCUGUGAUACCGUUGUGGCCACUAUGCCAGCACUUUCUGCGACCGUACCAGGAAAGGUGUGUGCCAAGCCCUGCUCCAGCUCUGGGGAUGAAAGCCACAGUGAAUCUGAUGACGAAGAUGAUGAAGAAGAUGAAGAAGAUGAAGAAGAAAUUGAUGUUGUAACAGUUGAGAAAAGGCGCGCCUCUUCCAACAAGCCAGUUACAUCCUUCACAAUUACUGUACGUUCGAAGAAUUCCAACUCUGCCUCAGCAAAGACCACACAGAGUGAAGUGAUUCUUAAGCGUUGCGCCCCUGUUCACCAACAACACAAUUACGCAGCCCCAUCGCCAUAUGUGGAAACAGAAGAAAUAGCUCCACCUCAAAAAAAGCAAAAAAAUGAGACGCCUCGUCUAGCAAAGAGCAUGAUACAACCAAAGUCGAAAAGCUCCAGUCCUCGCAACUACGACUCAGAAGAUAGUGAGAGGAGGCGGAACCACAACAUACUGGAACGUCAGCGCCGCAAUGAUUUGAGAUCGAGCUUUCUCACAUUAAGGGACCAUGUUCCAGAACUUGUUAAAAACGACAAAGCAGCAAAAGUUGUUAUCCUUAAAAAAGCCACUGAAUAUGUUCAUUCCCUACAGUCAGAUGAACAAAAACUGUUACACGAAAAAGAGAAAUUGCAAAUAAGGCAUCAACAGUUGCUCAAAAAAGUAGAAAACAUACGGACUUGCUAAAUCUUCUACAAUUUACCCUGAACUCUCACUGCCACUUUGCACAUUUUUUGAUUCUUUAACGCGAGACGAGUUUUGACAUUACGAAUGUUGGUUUAAUUUCAGUCCAGUUCACUUUUGCAGUUUGCAAUACAGUUUCUUACAUUUUUUUGGUUCUCGGUUUCUGGACAACUGGAUGAUAUUUUCAUGAGUUAAAGAGACUGCCAAAUGACUUAUUGUACUUUUUUUUAACCAGUGUACUUUUUUUUUUUUUUUUAGAUGUUUUUUCUUAAUGUUGUGAGCAUUUGAGCUGCUGAUUUACAUCAGAAUGUUUUUGUAUAAUUCAUUGUUCUAUACAUAUUUUUUUUUUUUUUUUGGUGCUCAAAUUAUUACUGAUAUUACUUAGGGGUUAGCGCUUGUACCUCUGGGGAAAUUUAUGUAAAUACCAUUUAUACACCUGACUUUUUAACAUUUUAUGGGGCUAUACUGGGUAGCUCACACGACCAAUAUCAUACUGGAAGUGCAUACCUAAGUACUGUAAUACCUCAAUUUUUGAGGAGCAUGUUUUGUAUACAAAUAUAUUGUUACUUUCUUGUUAUGUACUGUACUAAUUCUUACACUGCCUGUAUACUUUAGUAUGACGAUGAUACAUAACUAAAUUUGAUACUUAUAUUUUCGUAUGAAAAUGAGUUGUGAAAGUUUUGAGUAGAUAUUACUUUAUCACUUUUUUGAACUAAGAACUUUUUGUAAAGAAAAUUAUUAUAUAUGCCUUUUUUCUUAGUCUGUUUCUUCCUGUUAAUGUAUUUGUUCAUGUUUGGUACAUGGAACCGGUUAAAAUUUAAGGUUCUGUGUUCUCUUUUCUUUUCUUCUUUUUAAUUUCCAAGCAAUGUACAUUUUAGUGCUUUACCUUAUAGCACUUUGAAAUACCUCAUGUUUAUGAAAAUAAAUAGCAACAAAAUGA